Colletotrichum graminicola M1.001 is the source of this 2460-nucleotide messenger RNA. RefSeq lists its product as uncharacterized. The record is from RefSeq and is a predicted model, not a curated record. NCBI's taxonomy places the organism in Eukaryota, Fungi, Ascomycota, Sordariomycetes, Glomerellales, Glomerellaceae. The coding region runs from base 1 to 2460 and encodes 819 amino acids. The transcript has a single exon.
AUGCCCAUAUUCCAGGACGAUCUCGAACGAUCAUCGCCCGUCGCUGAUUGCCCGGAUGCGACAGAAUCGGUCUCUGUACAGCAGCAAACCAACAUACCGUCCCUGGCGAGAAAGCUCUCCGAAGAGAGCAUCCGGACCGAGCUCUGCGAGGGGCUCGUUCUUGAAAGCCCGAGACUGUCAACCCCUGAAAGCGACGCCGCCGCAGUCACGUCCGACAGAGCCGAGUUGAUUGAGCGACUGAAGCGAGGAGAGAGCCCGACCUGGGUUCCGAACCGUCAUGUAGGGUCACCUAGAAGCGCCAAAGACACACCCUUUGCUCACAACAUUACCCAGCUUGAGUCGCUGUUCAACAACCUGCCCCGUCCAACCACGCCGCGAAGCCCCCGCCCGCGAUCCAGCUCGUCCAACCUACUACCCCCGGCGCGCAUCACUCCGGAAAAGACAGAUGGACCACAAGAGGAUGACGAGAGAUUCCGCGAUGGAUUAAGCAUACAAAGGCCAAGAUCUGCUCUGCACAGCGGCGACUUCACCGAGGAACAGCCGCGGGGAAAGCAGCAAGGGGCACAGAAGGAGGAAGAGCAAAACCCCAUGACCAUCAAGUCCUUGGCGUCUCGCAACUCAUGGAUCGCAACGUCACCCCCACAAGACUUUUCGGCUUUUCAAUUUGAGGGAAGAAUACCCUUCCCGGUCCCGCAUGAUGACUACAGAUCCGUGCCGUCGUCUUUAUCCUCGUCGUUUUCGUCGAGUUUCGUGUACAAGCCGCCGACAAGCCCGCUCGUUCAAUCCGAGAGCAAUGACGACAUUGACCUAUCGGAACCGCUGCACAGCAUCGAUAUCGCGGCGAGCCCCCUGAACGUCAAUUCGCGCCGGCACACAUUGAACUCGGUUGCGAGUUCGCCGUUUGCUGUUCCGUCCCCGAUCUAUCCUGCACUUCAGGGGCGCUCAUCGCAUCGAGGAACGACGCUGCCAUAUCAAGCACACCAGCCCAGGCGAUCCCUUACAUCUACCCCUAAGGUGAUACCUUCUGGGGCCUUACCCCAAACGCCCGCAUUUCUGAGACCCAGGCGACCCUCCUUCAACGCGGAUACUUCUCCCUUGCAGCAUGCGUCCAUGGUGGGGUCAUACGAAGAGAGUAUCCUCCGGGGUCGAAUGUCGACAACGCCAUCGAAACCACUCGAUUUUCUUGCGCAGAUUGGUGUCUUGGGUCUGGGGAGAUGUAAAUCUAGUCUAAGGUGCCCGGCCCACGUCACAUUGCCUUUCCCAGCCGUUUUUUACAGUUAUGGAGGAACACCACAAGGUCACGUCCGAUCAGAGGACGGGCCAAGCCCAUACGUGGGGCAAAUUGACCUCGAGAAUGGACUACCGAACCCCGAAGAAGGGCAGCGUUCCAAGAGGAAGAUGCAGAGCAGAGUCGCCGAGCGAAGAAUUGUUGAAGACGACGUGGUCAUGGGCGACGUCCCUGCAAUGGCGGAUGGCUCAGACUGCGAGGCACGCAGAGCUCAAAGAGCAAGGCGGAGAUCGGGGUCACCAAGAGCGCCGCCGGGUGGAAGCUAUCGGAUACCCGAGAAGGGCCAGAUACAGAUUGUGAUCAAAAACCCGAACAAGACGGCCGUGAAGCUGUUUCUGGUUCCGUAUGAUCUUGCCGGCAUGGAACCCGGGACGAAAACGUUCAUCCGACAGCGGAGCUACUCAGCUGGUCCCAUCAUGGAAAACGCGCCAGGGCUUGAAGAGGCCGCGAGCUCGGAUCGACCGAUCUUGCGUUACCUCGUGCAUCUACACAUUUGCUGCCCGGCCAAAGGGCGAUACUAUCUCUAUAAAAGUGUUCGGAUUGUUUUCGCCAAUCGAGUGCCCGAUGGCAAGGAGAAGCUGCGCAACGAGACUACCUGCCCGGAGCCUCGGUACACGCCGUACAAGCCCGUCCGUGUGAUGCACCCGCCAUUAUCCAACUGCAGCGGUCCCGCGGCCACGCUCACAGCCGAGAAGGCCUUCAGGAGGCGGAGUGCGGUCUUUCCGUUGGGCCAGUCUUUGCACGGGCUCGAGGCACCGGAAGGGCUCUCGCGGUCACCGCAAGCCAUGGGACAGCAAUCAUCACCGUCCCCUUUCAGCUUCGGCGACAACAACCAACCGGUAGAGGCCAUUCCUUUCGCUCUCUCGGGGCGGACUCGGCAUGGGAGCGAUAUUAGCGAUAGCACAAACACCGCCACCACCACACCUGGCGUCCUCUCGCCGCAGUCGUCGCAAGCAAGCAGGCCGACAACCAAGGACGGCUGGGAAGAGCAUAUCGCUCGAUACCAAAAACUGAACAAAGGUGACGUAGGAUACGGCGGCAACGCGUUUGCCCCUUUUGGGCUCGGAAGCCUAGGCGGCACGGAAGGGUUACUUUCUCAGCGGCUUCGGUCCCUUGGAGUACAGAAUAAUCAGGGCGAGCUGCCUUCGAACAAUCAGGAGAGUCGGGAGUAA